AUGUCUGAAAAUCCAGAAUCUCAAACCCACUCUCAGCAAGCAGGCCUCACCAGCGGUGGCACGCACCCGGAACGCCCUCCGAAUCCUGCUACCCCUGCAAACCGUCCUCAGGAAUACGAUCCAAAUCCAACACCGCGCGUUGCAAGACUUGCAGCUGUUCAUCUCUGGGCAAUGGACCACGUCGAACUCGACAAGCUCUUUCCCAACAUGGCUCACGAAACCCGGGGUCAUUACAUCGGAGACGUCGACCCAAUCAAAUUUAUGCACAAGUUCUUACCAUGGAACAUUGACGACUCCAGUGCCUUCAAGAAAUUCAAGACCCAGAAGCCCUCUAAGAAGCAACUCACCGCUCUGAAAUCUAUGGCCACCAAGUCUGGGGAAAGUGACAUGAACCGUGCAUGUCACGCCGCCCUUCGUGGUUGGCCCAAGGCGUAUCGCGUACUAUCUCGUAAUAUCGACUUCGAAGACACCCACAACCAUCGAGACUCGUUCAGCGGCCUUGGCACGGACGAAGCGGUCUACAAUAGACAGAAACCGUGGAUCCCUCGCAAGACGAUGAUCAAAGUCGACUUUGCGAAUAUGCUCAGCUUCUUGGAACUCAAGCCAGAUCACCGCCGCGACGCAUUCAUUGACAGUGACCGCAAACCUUACCCAGGCCCUGGUCCUCAGGACGCUGACUGGGAGAAAGCUGGAGUGGUCUAUGACCACGAAAGGAGCGAUACUGCUCCAGAUGCUGCUGAUUAUUCGGCAGAACAAGCGGUAGAUGCUCCCGAUACGAAAGCCUUCGUCGCAGAGGACGAUCACGGAGAGCACCCCGCGAAUUCCCCAGAAGACAGAGUGGAGGUCAAGGUUGAUUCAGACCCCUCUCCUUCGGCUCGGUAUCCUUUCGAAAACGACACUGAAGGCGGAAGGAAGACCCGGGGGCAAAUUGCCAGCUACGCAGGCGUCAUCAUGGCUAUGCAGUUCCGAAGCCACUUGUUCAGCGUCCUUAUCUGUGGCAAGUACGCUCGUUUCAUCCGUUGGGACCGCUCCUGCGCCAUCGUCUCACGGCGCUUCGACUACACACUGUACCCCAACAUCCUCUUCAAUUUCUACCAUCGAUUCGCGCAGCUCACCGACACCCAACGUGGUUUGCUACCAUGCUUCAAGACAGCGAGCGAUACGGAAGCGUCGGCUGCGCUAGAAGCCCUCGCAGCAUAUGCUGGAACCGCCUAUGGGACCAUUGGAGGGGCAAAGUACAAGAAGCGCCUCAACAGGAAACGCAUCCCGCUGCUACACAUGGACUACAAAGGGGGUCCUUACGUGGUGCCAGCACCGACGUUCAAUGGAGGAAUGUUCUCUCCGUUUGGACGAGACUACUGGCGCGAGCAUUCUGAAUAUACGAAAACGGAGGCCGAGGUAUACGACCUCCUAUCGACGAACAGCAAGACAAAGGAAUGCCUCUACUUCGCCAAGAUGCAUGCGGGAGGUGAUGCUGAGGUGGACGGUUGUCCAGCGACUACUAUCGGUUUCGAUGAUACGGAUAUGCCGUGGAAGACAGGUAAACUCCUGAUCAGGAAACUCACGGCGCAUUUUAUCAUCCUCGAAACCAUUGGCCGAGACCUCAAGAUGUUCCGAUCAGCGCGCGAGCUGGUGUCGUCUAUGGCAGACGCGAUGGAAGCCCAUCAGCUCGCGUACGACGAGCUCCAUAUUCUCCACCGCGAUAUCAGCGCGGGUAACAUCCUCAUAUCCACGGACAAACCUGAUCGUGGUAUCCUGAUCGAUUGGGACCAUUGUAUUUUCAUGGACAAUUUGACGGAAGACAGAAAAACGAGGGUGCAUCGAACUGGAACGUGGCAAUUCAUGUCAGCGCAUCUGACAGCGAAUCCGGAAUCUGCGUGCCAUGGCCUCGUCGACGACCGUGAAUCUGCUCUGCACGUACUGCUGUACAUGGGUAUCCGGCAUCUCGCCCACAACAAGGCCAACGCCUUCGAAAUGCGAGACCUGCUGAACAUGUUCGACGACUACAUUGAAGUCGACGGAAACCCAUAUCGCAAAGGAACGAUGUCAAAACUCAAUUUCAUGGCAUUCGGUGUCAAAAAGCUCAUCUUCGGCAUCGAUGAAAUCAAUGAACUGAUCCAAGUGCUCUGUAACGAAUUCGCGGCUCGCUACGAAGACACCCCCGUAGUACCUCCCAAAAAGGGUCCCUUCAACGCAUAUUCUGUGGGCAUGGCGACCUUUCAGGCUUUGCAGCGUCAAAUAAGACUCGAUAAUAUCGCCAGGACCCCGACGUGGCUUUGCGACGUUUUACGUCAUUACGCUGCGCUGCUUCCCGUAUCACCUGGAGAAAUUGACUACAUCGACAACACGAAACUUCUCAAACCGAAUAGGAAACGACCGCUAGCGGACGAUCUAUGCGAUGAAGCUGAUGGCUCGAAAUUGAUCUCAACCCACGAUGGCAUAGCAGGUUCAAUCGAUGCCAACAUCCAAGCAGCCACCUCGGUCGAAACGCCACCUCGCAAGAAGCAGCGCUCUGGCAGGAAAUGA
Messenger RNA from Pleurotus ostreatus (oyster mushroom), 2526 nucleotides. RefSeq lists its product as uncharacterized. Bases 1 to 2526 code for a protein of 841 amino acids. NCBI's taxonomy places the organism in Eukaryota, Fungi, Basidiomycota, Agaricomycetes, Agaricales, Pleurotaceae. Gene Ontology annotation, biological process: protein phosphorylation. The record is from RefSeq and is a predicted model, not a curated record. Gene Ontology annotation, molecular function: protein kinase activity. The transcript has 5 exons.